This is a messenger RNA of Gadus chalcogrammus (walleye pollock), 5583 nucleotides long. It is a transcript of the gene ubtf, whose product is annotated as upstream binding transcription factor. The record is from RefSeq and is a predicted model, not a curated record. NCBI's taxonomy places the organism in Eukaryota, Metazoa, Chordata, Actinopteri, Gadiformes, Gadidae. The transcript is spliced from 20 exons. Bases 1264 to 3507 code for a protein of 747 amino acids.
AGCUACCAAACGGGAAGCCUUUGAUUCACCAAAAGGCCGGAGUUAUCCGAAACACCAUCCAGUCAUGAGACCCACCGUUCUGUUACCAUUGCACUGUUGAUGUCCAAGUAGAAAGCUGUCAUUAAAAAGAAAAUUCUGACGAUUAAAAAAAAUAAAGGUUUAUUUACAUUGAAAUCACAUUAAAAAAACAUUGCGGAUCAUUCAAUACAUCGUCACAAAAAGUUGCUCCAGAAAGGCACACGGUGUUGAAACGGUGGCUGCGUAAAGUCUACCCCAAAGCCGAUCCGAAUACGUGCAGGGUAAUAACGGAUCGGCCGGCCGCACAGAUCGCUCCUCCAGCAAUAUGUGGGGAAAAUAACAACCACCAUCGUCGGCUUCGGCGUGAGGAAGAAGCAGCUGGAGAGAGAUCGAAAAUGUGGACGGGGCCACGCAUGGCGAAAUGGUUGGAUCGAGAGAGCUGCGCGUUGAGUGGAGGGAGAAAGCAAGUGAGAUGGAGGCGGGGGGAACUUCCAUCUCUGCGGGGACUGGAGCGCCUGUGCCCUGGACCGACGGCGCAGUGCUGGCUAACGUUCAACCCACCCCUUCUUCCACAACGAGACUGACUCACGCCGAGACAGGUAAGCCGCUCAACCGCUUACAUUUACAGCCCGACUGCGUGGUAAACAAUCGCCUUUAUGGUUUACCACCUUAAAUAUAAAGGCGCGUUUGGGAUUGUUUUUUUUGUUGUUAUUGUUUGCUUUGACAUGUUUUUAAAACCGCCUUCAAGGCGAGCCGUUCGCUAGCCUCCACCACGCCGACCACUGUAGGGUACAGACGAGGUCGCCAUACCCGAAUUCCUUGUCCUCUACAGCGGGUAAGAAAUCCUGCUCAAGACCUAGAUUUUGUCGUAAAAAUAUAAUGUUUCUACUCGGUCAUGGUAUGGGCUCAUACGAUUAACUUAAAGGAUACGGGGGACAUUAUUUUAGAGAAUAAACAGGGGUUUUCCGCGUGGGGACCUCCAUGCGGUUGUCGUCGGAACAGCCAUCCGCCUCGCUGGUUAGCCAUCAGGGAUAUCGGUUUAAUAUCUCACCGUACGGUCUCUCCCUCUCUCACCGUGCCAGAAAGACCCAGGAAGGUCGGCGAACCCGCCUUCUGGGGCACCUGGGCUCUUAGCUCGACGAUAUAUUAGUUCGCAACGCGGUGGUCGGGCUUUAAAGCGCGUUUGUGGGUCGCUGUGCGUGCAGACCGCCAUUGGACCUUGACACGAAUACAACAAUAAAUCAAAUGAAUGGAGAUAUGGACACCGCUAUCCCGGACCAAGUUUGGGCCCAGGAUGAUCUUUUCAAACUUCUGGAAUUGAUGAAAAUUGCCCUGCCCCUGAAAGACCUGACCAAAUACAAGACCUCAGAGUCCCACCUGGACUGGGAGAAGGUGGCCUUCAGCUCGUACACCGCAGAUCAAUGCAAGCAGAAGUGGUCGGAGGUCUCCAAGGAGAUCCGCAAGUUCCGGACUCUGACGGAGCUGAUAUUUGACGCACAGGACUACAUCAGGAAUCCCUACAAGGGCAAAAAACUCAAGAAGCACCCAGACUUCCCCAAGAAGCCCUUGACGCCAUACUUCCGCUUCUUCAUGGAGAAGAGGGCAAAGUACGCCAAGCUGCACCCGGAGAUGAGCAACCUGGACCUCACCAAGAUCCUGUCCAAGAAGUACCGCGAGCUGCCGGAGAAAAAAAAGAAGAAAUAUGUGGAAGACUUUGUGAAGGACAAAGAGUCGUUUGGGCUGAGCAUGUCCAAGUUCAGGGAAGAGCACCCGGAGCUGGUUGAGUGCAUGACCAAGAAGGGCUCCAACGUGCCCGAGAAGGCCAGGACCCCCCAGCAGCUUUGGUACACACACGAGAAGAAGGCCUUCCUGAAAACAAACGCUGACGCCACAACCAAAGACAUCAAAGACAGUCUGGGCAAGCAGUGGACCCGGCUCACCGACAAGAAGCGACUGAAGUGGAUCGGGAAGUCUCUGGAGCUGCAGAAACAGUAUGAGGAGACCAUGCGGGAGUACAUCCAGCAGCACCCCGAGCUCAACAUGAACCAGGGCGACUACUCCAAGUCCACCCUCACCAAGGCAGAGCGCCACCUGAAGGACAAGUCUGACGGCCGCCCCGACAAGCCUCCCCCGAACGGCUACUCCAUGUUCUGUGCGGAGCUGAUGUCGAGCAUGAAGGACGUGCCGAGUACGGAGCGCAUGGUGAUGUGCAGCCAGCGCUGGAAGCUGCUGAAGCAGAACGAGAAGGACGCCUACCAGAAGCGCUGCGAGCAGAGGAAGAAGGAGUACGAAAUCGAGAUGAACCGCUUCCUCGGCAGUCUGUCUGUGGAGGAGCAACAGCGCGUGCUGGCGGAGCAGAAGAUGAUCGGCUUUAAGAAAGGAAACGCUCUCGGCAACGCGGCCCCGGCGAAGAGAGCUUCCAGGGCCAAGCAGGCCGGCGCAGAGAAGCCCAAGAGGCCGAUCUCCGCCAUGUUCAUCUUCGCUGAGGAGAAGCGUCCCAAGCUGCAGCAGGAGCGCUCGGACCUGUCUGAGAGCGAGCUCACACGCCUGCUGGCACGCAUGUGGAACGAGCUGUCGGAGAAGAAGAAGGAGAAGUACAAGCGGCUGGAGGCGGUGCUGAAGGCUGAGACGAUGAAGAAGGAGAAGGAGGAGCGAGGCCACCUCCCCGACCCGCCCAAGACGGCCCAGGACAUCUGGCAGCAGAGUGUCAUCGGAGACUACCUGGCCCGCUUCAAGAGCGACCGACCCAAGGCCCAGAAGGCGAUGGAGACCACCUGGAACUCCAUGGAGAAGAAGGAGAAGAUGCUGUGGAUCAAGAAGGCGGCCGAGGACCAGAAGAGAUACGAGAGGGAGCUCUGUGAGAUGAGGUCGCCCGUCACCACCGCCAUCGCCUCGGGGAAGAAGAUGAAGUUCGAGGGCGAGCCCAAGAAACCUCCCUCGAACGGCUACCAGAAGUUCUCCCAGGAGAUGCUGUCCAACGGCGAGCUGAACCACCUGCCCAUGAAGGAGCGCAUGGCAGAGAUCGGCGGGCGCUGGCAGCGCCUCGUCCAGAAGGAGAAGGACCAGUACAAGAAGAUCGCCGAGGAGAAGCAGAGGCAGUACAAGGUGCUGCUGGAGCAGUGGCUGGCGAGCAUUUCCUCGCAAGAACGACACAUCUACAAGGAGUACAACUCGCAGAAGAGGAGGUGCACCGCGAAGCCCGGCGGACCAAACGCCAAAGUGAAGGCCAAGGCCAAGAAGCCGGAGUCUGAGGAAGAAGAGGAGGAGGAUGACGACGACGAAGAAGAGCAGGAGAAGGCUUCCUCUGCGGAUUCGUCUAGCGAGGAGGACGAUGAUGAUGAUGAAGACGAGGAGGACGAUGACGAUGACCAGAACGACGAGGAGGAGGAGGACGACGAAGAGGACGAGGCGGCGGACAAGGAGAACAAGUCUGAGGAGAGCAGCAGCGGAUCGAGUUCCGCCUCGUCCUCGGACUCGGACACGGAGUGAGCGGGGGGGGGGCGCCUCCCCCUCCCCCGUCCGAGAGACUGAGCUGAGUCCAGGGAGCUCUGCCACUGUGCCAACCCCGUUGUCCGCCCCCCCCCAUCCCCCCCCUCCUCCUCCACCACCACCACCAGAGGGCGCUCCUGCGUUGCCUCGUACAUUUCUCCCACACAAACUCUCACCGAUAAAGGCCCUCCCCCUUCCUCGACCCUCUCGCCCCGGGCGAGGGCACCACCACCACCACCUGUCCCCACGUGACCCCGCCUGCCCUGGGGGUGGGGGCCUCUCGUAGGUCCGCUGAGGGGGUGUCAGCCCAGGGGGGCUGAUGGGUAAUGGAGUUUUAUUGGCCGGGGUGAAUAACUUUUCUCCUGGCGUUUUUUUUCUUUUGGUUCUUUGGACGAGGUUAAAACGGUUUGACAUCUGAAGUGGGGCGUGGGCGGUGACCGGGGUCCGCGGGGCCAACGACCAUAUCGACGAUGGUGACUUGGUUUUGGGGCGCCUCCAGGCCAUAAACAAAAAUAUUGCACUCUUCAGAAUGUGUCCUUGAAUCUUUGUUUUUAGAGCCUGUGUUUUUUUUUUUUUGUCCUUUUUCAACUUCUAGUGACGUAGUUGUUGCCAUGUGGGAUCUGGAAGAGGUUGUCUUUUCAGGAAAAAUCAAGCCAUGAUGAAUGUCUUUAACUCUUUCUCUUUCUUUGUCGCUGGACUUUUUGAAAACAGCUGGCUUCUUCUUUCCCGUAUGUGAACCCGAUGACGCGCUCUGUCGUGGACGGGCGUUUGGAAGUUAACCGUGGUUACUAGGUCUUCGUAAGUUCUGUUUCUCAACCACGGAUGGUAUUUUGUUACAGUGUGAGACAAUUCAGUUGAGGAUUUUAUUUUCCUUUUGGUUUUUGGCAAUUACAAACAUUUCAAAGUGUUCCGAAACGUUGGUUGUGUUCAUUUAUUCUGUUUUUGGUCUGAACAUUUUACCCGUUUUUGUUUUUAGUUAUUUUUGUUCAUCAGAUUUGGGGUCAGUCCCCCUACUCGGCCUAUGUUUUAUAUUUAAUUUCCAACUUUUUUAAUGAAGCCAUGGUAUCUUUCUGAUUUUUAACUUGUGUUCAGAUUCAUGGUUUCUCUUGUCUUUCUGAAUUUCGGCUUAACGAUAAUGACUGUAAGCCCAGCCGGUUUGUGGUCUGUUUAUCCCAAAAAAAAAACGUGUGCACUUAAAUGUAAUUUCUUUCUCCCUUUUGUGUAUGUGUGCAUGCUCGAGCAGUACACACGCUUACAGGUGUCUGUGUGUGUGUCCGUACAUGCACACGUACACAUGUAUGCGUGUGUAUAUAUAUACAAAGGUGUGAAUAUCGCUUUGCUUUAACGUUUGCGUUUCUGGAUUGUGUUCAUACUAUAUGACGUGACUGCAGCACACUGUUCUGUGCCCCCAUUCUGGGACAUCACCCCUACACCAUGAAUGUAGAUAUCGUUUGAUCUCAUUUUUCUUCCAAAGUUCUCUACUGAUUUAUUUCUGUUUUUUUCUUUUUAAGUGCUUUUUUCGUCGUUAGUUAAUUGGAAAUUGCCAGGUUUUGUUAUACAUAUUCCUGAUCCGUUUGAGGAGCGAUUGAGAGCUGGACAAAAUGUCUGGUGGUGAUUUUACUGAGUUUGACCAUUCGAAAUCUCGUAUAUAAUUGGAUAAAAGGUGUGCUAUAUUUAUAUAAUUGUUGGCAGAAAUGUGAAAGCCGAUUGAGAAUUUUGGCUGACAUAAAGGGAUAUGGUAAAAACUCAACUGCCGAUUAAAAGGGGGGUGAAUUCUGUUAUCUCUUUAUUGUACAUAUUUUUUUAUUGAAGUUUUAUGUUAGCUGCUAAUUAAUUUGGAUAAACCUACACCAGUGUCUCCGGACACGUGUCCUUUAUUGGCGGGUAUGUCAUCAUCUGCUUCGGUCAUCAGUUGUCUACCCACGUUGGUUUGUUUGUAGAAGUAUUGAAGACGGCAAAGCUUUAAAGUCUUUAUUGCUGAUCCUUUAAAAAAAUUGAUGUUUUCUAUAGCGGAGGGUGUUCUGAUGUCCUUGCAAAUUUAAGUAUUUGGGCAAAUAAAAUCUUAAAAAAUAUAUA